AUGAGCGAGGACCAAGACAACCAGAGUGGUGGACCCAUGUGGUCCAAGUUUUUUGAGGGUCUCCCCGGUGCUGGUGGUGACGACGACACCGCUUCCAUUGUGUCUGCCUCGGAACGCCCCGAUACCCCUUCGCGCUCGCACCUCGGCCACGGCCGUGGUCUUUCCAGCAUGACUUCUCCCAUCUCCGAGAUCAUGCCCAACGAUUCCGCCUCUGCGGUAGACGACGGUGCUUCCGAUAUCGGCGGUAAGCGAGGUGGCGCUGCUUCCAGCGUCGCGCCUCCUUUGCCAGUGGACGACGGAACGUACGUGUUCAAGUUUAAGACGCCUUCCGGCAGGACACACAGGUUCCAGGCUCGAUACGACUCUUUCGAUCUCCUCCGAGACAUUGUCGCUGGCAAGCUCGUGUCGGACCCCUUCUUCUCGGCUUCUUCCGCGCCUGAAGGUACCGAGGUCCACCUUCCCGACCCCAAUGUCUUUGCUCUCCACUACAAUGAUGACGAGGGAGAUCUGGUGACCAUGACUGCGGACGGUGAUGUUGAAGACGCUGUCAGGAUCGCGAGGAACCAAAAGACCGACCGAGUGGUGUUGGUGGUCGACGGAGGCAAGGUCUGGGAAGCCGCUGCCAAAGACUUGGGCGGUGAGAAGGCUGUGGAAGCUCUCAAAGCUGCCGCCGUCGAAGAAGCUCCCACUCCUGUCGUCGCCACCCCAGCCGCCGCCGUCGACCCCGAAGAAGCCGCGCUCGUAGCUCCCACCGCCAACCCCGCGACCGAACCUACGUAUACCUCUGAGAAGUCGGCUCACCCCGUGCAUGCUUCGCAGUACCAAGACCACGGUCGUACGGUCAGGUCGAGCGAUGGACAGGAGCUUGUGGCUGGGUUCUUGCCCAAGGAUAUGGUCUUGCCGGCGGCGAUUGGGUUUUUGGGUGUGGUGAUUUUGGGCGUGUUUAUCGCGGGCAAAAAGUAG
Molecule: messenger RNA, 963 nt
Organism: Cryptococcus wingfieldii CBS 7118
Lineage: Eukaryota; Fungi; Basidiomycota; Tremellomycetes; Tremellales; Cryptococcaceae
Exons: 1
Coding region: 1-963 (320 amino acids)
Molecular function (GO): protein binding
Source: RefSeq, a predicted model, not a curated record